This is a messenger RNA of Patiria miniata (bat star), 2232 nucleotides long. RefSeq names its product polycomb protein SCMH1-like. The coding region runs from base 190 to 1860 and encodes 556 amino acids. The record is from RefSeq and is a predicted model, not a curated record. Gene Ontology annotation, biological process: regulation of DNA-templated transcription. Gene Ontology annotation, molecular function: protein binding. NCBI's taxonomy places the organism in Eukaryota, Metazoa, Echinodermata, Asteroidea, Valvatida, Asterinidae. The transcript has 12 exons. Gene Ontology annotation, cellular component: nucleus.
UGAGACCGUUUAGUGAGACCAUCACAUGCGUAAUACAUAAACUGGUUUCGUCUGGUAUGGUGUGUGUGACUGAGGACCGACUGUAGGACUUUUUUUGCAGAUUUAAACGACAUUUCGGUGGCAGUGCGGCAUUGACACAAGAAAGAUCCUUGACAGUUUAGACCGAUAACAACUGGACAACCCAACACAAUGCCAGCCAACAAACUCCCAAAGGCUCCAUUCGUAUCAUUCACUUGGGACGAGUACCUAAAAGGCAAAGAUGCAAAUCCGGCGCCCCAGGCAUGCUUCAAACAGGCACCUGUCCCCCCACCCAACGACUUCACCCUCCACUCCAAGCUGGAGGCCCUGGAUCCACGGAACAUCACCUCCACCUGUAUCGCUACCAUCGUGGGCCUGCAGGGACCCCGGCUCAGGCUAAGACUGGACGGCAGCGACAACAAGAACGACUUCUGGCGUCUGGUGGACUCGGGGGACAUCAAACCCAUCGGGUGGUGCGAGGAGAAUGGCGGGAUGCUGCAGCCUCCACUUGGAUUCCGUAUGAAUGCAUCAUCAUGGCCAAUGUUCCUUCUGCGGACUCUGAACAAUGCCAAGAUUGCACCGGAAUUGGCAUUUAAAAAGGAGCCUCCCACUCCGCCCGAGAACCUCUUCAAAGUCGGCAUGAAACUGGAAGCAAUCGAUCGCAAGAACCCCCACCUCAUCUGCCCUGCCACCAUCGGGGGAAUCAGAGACAACAUGAUCUUCAUCUCCUUCGAUGGCUGGAGGGGUGUCUUUGACUACUGGUGCGAGUUUGAUUCGAGGGACAUCUUCCCUGUGGGCUGGGCUGCGAGUACUGGUCACUACUUACAGCUACCAGGAAACAAAGGCACGUCAUCAACUAGGGGUCGCAAAUCCAGCGCAGCAUCCACCGUCUCUCAGCCCCCUGGUGCUACCCCUUCGGCCUCGGCCUCAUCUCCUCCGGUAUCCCCGAUGACUGUGGAAUCAGGAGACCAGUCACCUGCUUACGACAACGAGCCUGAUACGAGCAGUCCGCUAUCAGUCAGCUCAGUCUCCGUCUCCUUAUACAUCAACAACACCUGCGUCUCCGGCCCCUAUCUCAGCCCCCACAAGGUACUGCAGAUGCCUAGCCUCAUCGGCCCAGCUCCCAUGGACAGGGUCCUUACAGAGACGCUACAGAUGUGCGUCAACUCGGCCGUCCAACAGAAAGCCGUCUUUGCAUUCCUGAAAGCCGAGGAAGGCGGGACAGUCAACGUCACAGCUCAUUACAGCAGUCACACCCACUCCGUCAGCCUACUAGCUCCCGAGACUACCAGAGCAUUCUGGUCCCUGAUUGACCAACUGUGUGAGGACCUUCUGUGUUGUGGAAACUUCUUCACCAGCAAGCCGCUACACGGACCGUGUAGUAAUUGUGCCAAACAGGACGAUGGAAGUCACCAUGGCAGACACAGAAGUUACAGCGGUAACACCACCAAACCCUCCGCGGCGACCAAGAGAAGCCUAUCCACAGACUCGGCAGUGUCGGACAGAGGAGACCUGAAAGUGCCAAGGAGAAUCCGAACAGAAGCCGCAAGUUCCACAACAACUGUUUCCGAGAGUAGGGAGGCACGGAGCGAGAGUAGACCCUCACUAGGCCCCCCGUCUCGAGACCCUACCAACUGGUCAGUAGAGGAGGUCAUUAGAUACGUGACAGAUGCUGACCAUGGCAUGGCGUCGCAUGCUGAUACUUUCAAGAAACAUGAGAUAGACGGCAAGGCGUUCCUACUUCUCAACAGCGAGAUGAUGAUGAAGUACAUGUCACUCAAGCUGGGACCGGCUCUCAAACUCUGCAAUCUGAUCGAGAAACUCAAAAACAAGAAAUACUGAUGGCGUCCACUCCGCGCCUGACGGGAAACCACAGAUGAAAGCAAUACUGGUGAGCAAAUUCCUUUAUUUGAUAUUCCUUAGGAGAGGUGUAAGUGCUUUGAUGAGGUGAUUUCAGUCUUGUGUACCCGCCGCACAACGCUGUUGAAGUUUGGAUUUACUGGAGUAAUGAUUGCACAACAGCCGAACACGGAUUGACUUGGUUUGGCUAGAGGUGGAUAUGUUGGACCGGAGGUGUUGCUGACUGGAGAUAUUUCAAGAAUGUUUUGUCUGCGUGCACAGCGCUGAACUGCUGCGAUUAACCGAGCUGGUCUGUUUCCUUUUUGGAGAAAAGUGCGUCUUCUGACUUGGAUUUGUACAGGAUCUGCCUAUUCA